Trachymyrmex cornetzi is the source of this 984-nucleotide messenger RNA. Its product is annotated as acanthoscurrin-1-like. The record is from RefSeq and is a predicted model, not a curated record. Bases 37 to 753 code for a protein of 238 amino acids. The transcript is spliced from 3 exons. Lineage: Eukaryota; Metazoa; Arthropoda; Insecta; Hymenoptera; Formicidae.
UUCGAGUGUCUACUGUCAAUAACACUCGGUAAAAACAUGGGGUAUAAGAUUUUACAUCUGCUGAUCUUGGCAUUUGCCGUAGUUUGUAUCCAGGCUUAUCAAAAUUCAGAUUCUUCAGAAGAAGAAGAUUCAUUAAAUGAAUCCUCUUCACCGUCACCCAUACUGACUAGAAAAGAUGAAAGAAUCGUGAUGUCAUCGGACAUUUGUUCGAAAUUUGCUGUGCAGAUUUGUGACUUUUAUAAAUUUGUGCAGAAAAAAAUUUGUUUGUUCCUAUUAAGAAAUCCCACAUGUAUACCUGGGCUGAUAUCACUUUUGAAAGAAAUCAUAAAUAAAUUUGGUGAUUUAAUUUGCUGUAUUUUUAAAUAUAAAAUAAAACUUUUAAAAUCAUGUGUUUUAUGGUUAGGAGGAUUAAUUGGCAAAUUAGAGAACGCUGGAGGUAGCUGCGGUGCUGGAGGCUCAGGUGGAGGCUUAGGUGGAGGCUCAGGUGAAGGCUUAGGUGGAGGCUCAGGUGGAGCCUCAGGUGAAGCCUCAGGUGAAGGCUCAGGUGGAACCUUAGGUGGAGGCUCAGGUGGAACCUUAGGUGGAAGCGCAGGUGGAACCUUAGGUGGAGGCGCAGGUGGAGCCUUAGGUGGAGGCACAGGUGGACUCUUAGGUGGAGGCACAGGUGGACUCUUAGGUGGAGGCACAGGUGGACUCUUAGGUGGAACCUUAGGUGGAGGCACAGGUGGACUCUUAGGUGGAGGCUUAGUUUAGACUUAGGCCUUUUUUAUUAGGGUGAUAAAUUACAACCUAAAAUUAUUUAAACUUGGCAAAUUAUAUAAUGACAAUGGCAAGACUAUUUGAAAUACACGCAUCGUAUGUGCUAAUAACAAUAAAAUUCCUUUCGCACGUCGAUGAAUGAAUAUAUUUCCUAUUAUGCACUUGUAUUUGUUUUAAGUAUUAAUAUAAAAAUUGAUUAUAAUGAUAUAAAUUGUUAAAAAUGGU